This is a messenger RNA of Talaromyces marneffei, 1443 nucleotides long. RefSeq lists its product as uncharacterized. Bases 1 to 1443 code for a protein of 480 amino acids. Lineage: Eukaryota; Fungi; Ascomycota; Eurotiomycetes; Eurotiales; Trichocomaceae. The record is from RefSeq and is a predicted model, not a curated record. Gene Ontology annotation, cellular component: vacuole; membrane. Gene Ontology annotation, biological process: regulation of intracellular pH. The transcript is spliced from 3 exons.
AUGCGACUCUCACCACACCCUCCAAUCCUAUCUGGUACGUCUGAUAGCUCGGGCACGGAGACGAUUCACCCUACCAUGCCCUUUCCUCUGCCCGGAAGUCCUGGCUCAUCAUGGGCUGCUUAUCGGGAGAGAUUCAAAGCGCUUUUUCAUGAUGCAGAUCCGCGGGUGUGCACCGCUUUCUGGUUCUUUGGCUUGAUCAACAACGUUCUCUACGUGAUCAUCCUCUCGGCAGCCCUCGAUCUUGUCGGUUCCGGUUUCCCCAAAGGAGUCGUCCUCCUAGCCGACGUUGUGCCAUCAUUCAUAACGAAAUUGACCGCGCCGUACUUUAUGCAUCUCGUUCCCUAUCCGAUACGCGUAUUGAUAUUCGCCGCUCUCUCCGUAUGUGGCAUGCUAAUAAUCGCUCUCACGCCCGCUCAUACCGAUGGCGGAUCGAUUUCUACAAAAUUAGCUGGCAUAGUACUCGCGAGUCUUUCAAGUGGUGCCGGUGAACUCAGUUUCCUGGGUCUGACACAUUUCUAUGGUAGAUUCAGUCUUGCAUCUUGGAGCAGUGGCACCGGUGCAGCUGGACUGGUUGGUGCGGGUGCUUAUGCUGUUGCCACGACUUCCCUGGGUUUAAGUGUGAAAUUUACUCUCCUAGCAUCGGCUUGUUUACCGGCGAUUAUGCUCGUGAGCUUUUUUGUCAUCUUGCCUCUGGGUCCGUUGCGUCUCGCAUCUUGUGAAGCAGUGCAGUAUCGUAGUAUAGUCAAUAGGCAUGAUACAGAGGUUGAGUCGCGACAUGAAGGUCGAGCUGAUGAGACAAAUGAGCAGGACAGCCUCUUGGGUUCUCCAGAACGUAACAGACCCUAUGUGAAGGCUGUUGAGAGUGGUAGAGUUUCGCGAGCGUGGGCAUCAUUUCAAGAGAACUUGAACCGCUCCAAAGGUCUAUUCUUUCCAUUCAUGCUCCCCCUUCUUCUAGUGUACGUCGCAGAAUAUACGAUCAACCAAGGAGUAACGCCCACACUCCUAUUCCCUCUGAAAGAAACACCAUUCGAACAAUACCGCGCAUUCUACCCAGCAUACAAUGCCAUCUACCAAGCUGGAGUCUUCAUCUCCCGCUCAUCCUCGCCAUUCUUUCGAAUCCACAACCUCUACUUCCCAUCCUUCCUACAGAUAGCGAAUCUCGCAAUCCUGACUCUGCACGCUCUAUUCAACUUCAUCCCGAAUGUAUAUCUCAUCUUCCUCAUCAUCUUCUGGGAGGGGUUAUUAGGUGGGUUGGUAUAUGUAAACACCUUUGCAGAAAUUGCCAAUCGAGUACCCGCCGCUGAUCGAGAAUUUUCUUUGGCGGCGACUACUGUGAGUGAUUCGGGUGGUAUUUGUAUUGCUGGAUUUCUGGGAAUGGCGUUUGAGGUGUGGUUAUGUCGUUGGCAGGUUUCUCAGGGGAGGAAAUACUGUACGAUGUCGUAG